AUCAUGCCUUCCGGAGGUCUCCUGCUGCUGCUGGGACUCCUGACCCUCCGGGCAGAGCUGACGCCUGUCACCAACAAUCGUCCAGAGUUUUGUCACCUUCCUGCUGAUCCUGGGCCGUGUAAAGCAAAGAUGUGUCGCUUUUUCUACAACUCAACUUCAAACAAAUGUCAACAGUUUAUUUAUGGUGGAUGCAAGGGGAAUGCCAAUAACUUUGAGACCCACGAUCAAUGUCACUACACCUGUGUUGAAAAGCCUGGGGUGUGUCCCCAGCCACCUCAAGAUUUGAUCACUAUUUGUCCCGUGCUGUGUGGAAGUGACUGGGAAUGCUCUGGGAAAAGCAAGUGUUGCCCUUUUGGUUGCAAGAUUACCUGCAUGGGUCCUGCCUAAGUAUCGCCAAGGAGAAGACCCACCUGAAUUGCGUCUCGUGCACCAACGUGACUCAAAGACCCUCCUUUCUCCCCGCGGCCACCAUGGAGACCCUCCCCACAAAGCACACACGGGAUGCAUUCCUUGCUUGCUUGCAAUAAAGGCGUUGGGUCCUGGCUUC
Molecule: messenger RNA, 547 nt
Organism: Python bivittatus (Burmese python)
Lineage: Eukaryota; Metazoa; Chordata; Lepidosauria; Squamata; Pythonidae
Source: RefSeq, a predicted model, not a curated record